Anthonomus grandis grandis is the source of this 7531-nucleotide messenger RNA. Its product is annotated as PAX-interacting protein 1-like. The transcript has 16 exons. Lineage: Eukaryota; Metazoa; Arthropoda; Insecta; Coleoptera; Curculionidae. Gene Ontology annotation, cellular component: MLL3/4 complex. The coding region runs from base 90 to 5321 and encodes 1743 amino acids. The record is from RefSeq and is a predicted model, not a curated record.
UCACGCCGUUGACAGUGACAGCCAAGAUGGUGGUGAUGUAAACAAAUCUCUGUUUGAAAAUACUAAAAAUAUCAAAUAAAAACAGCAAAAUGAACGAAUUAAGUGAAAAGUUUAUCAAUUUAGAGGUGGCCGGUGAUAUUUUCAGUGAUAUUAAGUAUUUUAUAACCGGGGAAGUACACGAAAAGAUUGAAAGUUUGUUAAAAUCUGGAGGGGCAGAACACCAAAACUACUUUUCUGACUAUGUAACCCACCUGAUAGUAGGCAACAACCCCGAGGAAAAUGACAUAGCAGAUGCCAAUGAUGUUUAUGAAAUCCCUGCUAUAACCCCUAAAUGGAUUAUUAUGUGUGCAAGCCUAAAAAGGCGCCUAGACCCUAACCCAUAUCUUUUUAUAACUGAAACCAGACUGUUUAGUGGCCAAAUUUUCUGUUUCUCUCACAUCCAAGAAGACAAGGAAGCCCUAUGGGGUCUCAUUACAUUUAAUGGAGGUGAAGUACAUUUAAAGUUAACAAAUAAGUGUACUUUUCUUGUUACUGGGGGCACUGAGGGGCCAAAAUAUGAAAAAGCUCAUAAUCUCGGCCCGGACAGGAUUAAAAUUGUCACUCCCGAUUGGGUGGUUCAGGCUGUACAAGUAAAGGCUUGGCCUGACCCCAUGCUGUUUCACCCUCAAUUAGUAAACUGGCCUAAGCCUGAAAAACCUGCCGAACCAACUACAUCAAUAACCGGUUUUGAACCAGACAGUAAUGUGCAAAAAAGUGAAGACAAAUCUGUUCCAGAUUCCACACAAGCUUUACUGGAAAAACUUAAGCAGAGGAUGCCCUGGAAUCAACCUGCUGUGUCCACUCCGUCUUCUAGCAGUGAUCCAGUGGCCCCACCAAAUGUUGUUGCUCCAAGUUUUCUCAGUAAAAUGCAGCAGCAAGGGGGAAACAACUUAAGAGAUCAACAGUUUAAAACCCCAAUGGCCCAACCCGCAAUAAGUCCUGUAGGUAAUCAGUCUCCCAAUCAUGUUCCAAGGUCAAUUAUUCACCAUACUCCCAACAGUAAUCAACAAGCUGCACCCCAAACUUCACAGCAAAACAACCCUCUAAGCAUUAACAGAUUAAUUGCUCAACAGGCAGCAAACAGACAACCCACCAGUCUACAACAAUUGAGGGGACAAUUAAACACGUCACAAAUCCAUCAGCAAUUGAUGCAACAAAGGAUUCAGACCCAGCAAAAUAUCAUACAUAGAACUCAGAAUGUAAACCAACAUCUUUUACAGCAGCAGUUGAAUCAGGGUCAGAGGCAAAUGUUGGGUCAACAACCCGGCUUAAGCAUGGAUCAAGAAAACUUAGUGAGUCAAGGUAAUGCAGUUUUUAAUCAAAAUAAUCAAGCAAAUGAGCAAAACCUUCAAAGGAAUCAACUGGAAAGAUCACCGAGUCAUAGCCAGGUGAUGAAUUCCCCCAAUCAGGUCAUGAACUCCCCUAACCAAGUUAUGAGCUCACCACAACACACUCAGAUUCUGAGCCCUCAGAUGCAUUCCCCAAUUAACCAACAAAACCAGCUAUUGCAAAAUAAUCCUUUACUCAAUCAGCAGUUGAGUCAGCAACCUGCUCAACCAAACCAGCUUUUAGGCCAGCAACAACAAAAUCAAACUCAAAUGCUGCAGCAACAACAAGCUCAAUCCAAUCAGCAACAACAGGUGCAAAAUAAGCUUCAAAAUCAACUACUCGGUCAACAAUCACCGCAGAGCCAACAAAUGAUGCAACAGCAAAGUCAGCAAAUCAUGCAGCAACAAAUGUUGCAACAAAACCAGCUGAUCCAGAACCAGCAAAUGAUGCAACAAAACCAGCAUAUUAUCCAGAACGACCAACAGAGACAAAACCAACUAAUAAACCAGCAAAAUCAGCAAAUAUUGAACCAAGGGGGACAGCAGCAGCAACAGCAGCAAUUACUAGGGCUCCCCUCGAACCAUCACUUAAGUCAACUCAGCCCUCAACAAUUACAGCAGCUGCAACAGUUAAAAAGAGAACAACAACAGCUGUUGAACCAGACCCAAAAUCAAAUGAACCAACAACAAAACCUCAAUAACUUAGGCUUGAGUCAGCAGAAUGUCGUGCAAAGUCCACAAAUGGUAACGCAAAAUCAGCAAAUAAUUAAUCAGAAUCAGCAAAUUCAUAUGGGCCAGCAGAACCAGUUGAUUCAGAAUAGAGUCUUACAGCAGCAGCAGCAACUGAACAACCAAAACCAAAGCUUCAAUCAGCAACUAAAUCAGCACAUACUAAACCAAAAACAGCAACAAAUGUUUGGACAGCAACAACAACAGCAGCAGCAGCAGCAACAACAGUUGUUGCAAAACCAACAAAAUCAGCCCCAGUUUGUCAAUCAGAACCAGUUCGAGGCCAUCCAGCAACAGAAAAUCAAUCAGAGCCAACAAAACCCCAUGAACCAGAUGAGCGUGCAGGCGCUAAAUCAGCAACUGCAACAACAAAACUUGGGCCAACAGUUGAACCAGCAACUAAUGCAACAGAACCAACAAAAUUUGAGCCAGUUGGAUCAGAAUUUGGGUAUAAUUGGGCAGCAGCAGCAGCCGCAGGGUAUUGUUUUAAAUCAGCAGCAACAACAACAACAACAACAGGGGGGAAUCGCACAGCAAAUUAGCACGGGUAUGCGUCAGCAGGUUAUUAGGGCGCCACAGUUUCAACAGCAGCAGCAGCAACAGCAGGUUUUGGUCAAUCAGGGGCAACAGCAACCAGGCGGUCCUCAAAGGGCUCAGUUGAAUCAGCAGCUUUGGGUGCAGCAGCAGCAGCUGCAACAAGGUGGACAAAUACCAGGUCAACAACAAAUAAUCCGACACCCGGUAAAUGUGGCAGUGCAGCAACAAAACCCUGGCACUGGGGCAGUUGGUCCCAGGAUCCAAUGGCCUGCCGGGCAACAGCCCCAAAGACAACUGAUCCACCUCGACGCUCACACCCAUAACCAAUUGCAAAAACUUCCGCCGGAGCAGCAGGCCCUAUUUGUCGCCAAAUUGCAGCAAAAACAGCGACAAAUCCAACUGGCCAAGCAAGUGCAACAGAGGGCAGGCGGGCACAUUUUGAUUAGGGGAAAUGUGCCCCAAGGCUUAACGCCCCAGCAGCAAGUGCAAUGGCUGCAACAGCAGGCCAAACAGCAGGGAAUAGUGCUGCCCCCCAACAUUCAACAGAGUAUCACCCAGGGUAAUGUGACUCCUCAGCAAGCUCCUGCUGCGGCAGCUGUACCCCCGCAACAUGCCCCAGGUUUGAGCCCGAUUAACCAGCCGAAUCCUGCUGCAACUCCUCAACCCCAGCAGCAACAGCAGCAGUUCGCCCCCGCUGGGGAACAAACGACUGCUCAGCAGUUACAACUGAGACAAUACAGGUUGCAACAGUUGCAGUUGCAACGCGAACAGGCUCAGAAGAACGCGUUGGCUCAACAGGGUGCAGUAACUCAGCAAGCGGUGAUUAGACCUCCGUUGGCAGGACAACCGGCCGCCGCAGAUUCGACCACUAACCCUCAAGUUCAGGUUAAUCCGAAGACCAAGACCGCUCUAGCAAACAUGCUGAGCAUUAAGCUGCAAAGCGGUGGUACCAUUGGGGCCCCCGUUAGGCCUGAGGGAAUUCCGGAACCAUCGGCGGCGGGAACUUUAAGGAUGAUGACCGCUCAACACAACGCGGCAAUCAACUCAAAACCCCAAGAAAUAAUCGCGUUGCAACAACAGCAGCAGCAGCAACAACAACAGCAACAACGCAGAGUGAUCACCGGACCCAACGGGGAAAUCCUGAAACCCGCGGGGGCGGCAACGAUGCCGCUCAUUCCGCAAGCUGAGCCGCCCAAAUUGCAAUUUAACACGAAGGCGACGGUGCCGGUGCAACACAGAGUCGGGCCAUUUUACGGUCACAAUCCCAAUUUAAAACUACCUCCGGAUCUAUUUUUGCUCGGGUGCAUUUUUGUCGUGGUCGAGGUCGAGGAGUUCCUAGACGAAAAAAUACCGGGGUGGAAGCAGAAAAUCGAAAAAUAUGGCGGUGAGGUAGAGAAGCAGUAUUGCAACAAAGUCACGCAUGUGUUAUGCGAAACCCAAAGGCACGGGGUCGUGAUGCAGGCCCUUAGGGAUAUUAAGAGGUGUGUCACUAUACGGUGGCUCAGUGACGUCAUGAAAAGGAAACAAGUGCUACCGCCCUGGACAGCCCUUCAUCUACCCCAAAUCUACCUGGACAUAACCCCCGCGUCAAAACACCUUAUUUCCGUAAGCGGUUUCGAGGGUAAUCUCCGACAAAUCGUGAGGCAAAUGAUCAAAUACACCGGCGCCAAAUGCACCAAUUAUUUUUCGAAGCAUAACACACUCCUCAUAUGUGCCAAAGCCGAAGGGAAGAAGUUCAACCACGCCAAAAAGUGGAACAUUCCGGUGGUAAACGUGCAAUGGCUGACCGACAUCAUAUUGGGAAACUUUUCGGCCCUGAACCAAAUGGAUAAUCAGAUUUAUCAAACGUAUUGUAGCCCGCCAAAUUUAAGUUUCGACCCUAAAUUGGUACCGAACGUGAUGCAUGCCUGGAAGUCUCCGAUCAACAUUUCCCAAGAGUCUUACGAGAGGGUUAAGAGGUCGGCCUCGCCAGUUGGUCUUCCGAAGGCUAAAAAGCUGAAAACCGAGCAUACAGACGAGAACGAGAAUAUUACCGAGGAGGAAGUUACUAAUCCGGAUUAUAAGAUUCUGUUUUCGCAGUUCGAGGCCGAGAGGUUAAAGGAGUUAGAGAAGAUGGUCAGAGACCUGGGCGGCAGCAUUUCCAAGGACCACAAAGACUUCACCCACCUGAUCGUCCCGAAACUGAUCAGAAGCCACAAGUUACUGUUCGCCGUGGCCAAAUCGAGCCACAUCCUGCCGGAAAAGUGGCUGGAGGACUCGCACGCGUCGAAAACCUUCCUGCCCGAGUCACAGUACGGCCUCCCCACCCAAGAGUUCAACCGGAACUUCAAUAUCACAUUCGAGAACAUAAUUUGUAAACCGGAAAAGCACAAACUGUUGGAGAACAAAUGCUUCUGGAUCACCCCGAGCGUCGCCCCGAGUAAAAAACUCGUUUGCGAAUUGAUCGAGUUGUCCGGGGGUAAAAUCGAACGGAUCAGACGUAGUAGGGCGCAAAUCGACGCAUGUUGUGCCACAAAUCCGAACUCUUACUUUAUCGUCACGGCCAAAGAGGAUUUACACCUGGUGGCCGAUUUGCUCAAGCAGAAAACGAAGGAUAAACAGAAGGUGGUGUGCAACGUGGAGCUGGUACUCAGCGCCAUCUUGAAGCAGGAAUUCGAGGUGGAUCCUUAUGCGGUGACCGUCGUAUGAUCUUUAAGGAACCGGAGAUGAGAACGGUUUAAGAGGCUGCGCGAGUUACAACAGCAGCUGCAGCUAGAUGAGAGCACCAGCGAUGAUAGCGCGGGGGAGAGCGGCGUGGAGUACGAAGAGUUUAUGGUGGGCUUUAAGUGAGAAAAAUAAAUUAAAAAUGGAUGCCAUCUUGAAGGAAAAAGUUAAAGUUAUUCACUUUUCAAUUGAACUUUAUGACUAAGAUGGGCAUUUUAAUGGUAAUUAACCACUCCGUAUUUAUGUAAAAAGUCCCUAGAAGGAAGGUUUCAUUUUUUGGUUCAAAUACUAAUAUAAAAUACUUCCUAAAUUUAUAUUCCUUGAUAUUGUGCUUUAAAGGGUCGUGUGUAUAUUUGUCAAAUAAAAAUGUAAGUAAUUAUAAGUCUAAACGUGCUUGGGCCAUUAAUUUCCAUUUAACUUGAUGUGUGUAAGGUAAUGAGUUUCACAAGUUGAAUCAUACACACCUUGUAUACUAAAUGUAUUUAUUAAGACCAAAUCUAUUAGAUUAAGUAUACAGGGUGUCUUGACUAGUUGAAUAUUCUUAUUUAGUUAUACAGGGCACUCAAAUUAUCAAACAGUUUCCUUGAUUUUGGUGUUUCUGUGUCAUUCAGAAAAACCAUUUUACGGUGUUGCAAAAUCUUUAGUGUUUUUUUUUUUGGUUUUCACUCAUGUUUAAGGGUAUAAAUCAGAUUGGCAGGACAGGCAAUUGAGCAAUAACCAAAAAAAGUGCUUAAAGGAGCAAGAGAAGUCUCCCAAAAAUGUUUUAUUAGCCCCAGACACUUGCGGAAUUAAGAAACUCAUUGAAAUGCCUGGAUAAAUAGUAAUAAAAAAUAAUAAUAAUAAUAAAUCAGUUUAUUUACAAUAAUGAAAACAUAUUACAAAAUGAUGAAUUUAUCAAUAAAUAAACAAUAAUCGCAAAAUUAAUAGUGUUCUACUUGUACAUGAUGACUUAAACUUAUGACACCUAAACCUAUACAUAAUAAUAAUAACAAACCUAGAUAAAAAUAAAGAAUAAUAUUAUUAACAAAUGUUUCUUUGACUUGGGUCGUAGCACGUACUCCUUUUGGGUCACAACACUAAUUUUUUUUUGUUUUACUAGUCCUAAAAGGAACAGACGUAUAUGUGCGAAUAUGACAGUUUUUCUUAGCAUCAGCUAGAUCCGACAAGAUUCACUAGGAACCGUGGAAACUUUGCAGUUAUGACAAAUUUCAUAAGGAAAUUUUAGCCAUUAAUUUGCAAUAUACGACUAUUGUUUCUAGUGCAAUAGGUGGAAAAUUAUAUAUCAAUCCUAAAUAUUGUAUAAACCAACUUUUGAUAAAAUUGUCAGAUACGACCUUCUUUCUUAGGACGGCAGUAUACUAAAACCGCCUUCGGUCACUCACAGGCUGUUUUUUCUAAUUUCAGGGAUUUAUUGUCAAAAUUGUACUAAAAACAAGUUUUACUAUACACUAAAAUUUUCCGAGCGUCUCCAUUUUGAAUAUAGCAAUGAUAAUUCAAAUGUUCAUGUAAACUCCACUUAAGUUUUUUUUUUAAAUAAAUUUGAAACCUUGAAAAAAUAUAACUUAAUAGACCGAUUAACUUUCGGCUUUCUUUAUACAUUUUAUAAAUCAUUCCUGUAAAAAUCAAUUUGUUUUUAUUUAAAUUCAACUAAGACAUUUUUCAAUAAACACUGAAAUAUACCAAUGGAGUUUGAAAAAGAAAGAUUCACCCUGUAAUUUAGAAAAUAAUAAACCUAUUGCAACACCGUAAAUGGAUUUAGAACGAGAAUCGAAUUUAACCCCACCCUCGUGUCUUCCGCAAGAAACCCUGUAUAUGUUCGAGGACUUUAUAUAUUAUUCUUAUUUUUUUUUUGUACUUUUUAUAGCAACCAGUUUUAUUGCGCCUAUAAAGUGAAACCUCUAAUGCAUUUUUUAUGUUUAAUGUGCUCAAAAGUCGUUCUCGGUUAUAUUAAGGCUUUACCUGUGAACCGCUUUACAACCCGUAUAAAUAUGCAUUUUUAUCACUUUUAUAAUAAUACCUAGAAAGAAAAUUGUUAUAGAUUAUUAUAUUUUAUAAAUAUUAGCCCGUCUAAUAGUUUGUAAAUAAUUAUUAAAUUUUUGACGGACAAGGGUAUACGUUUUUAUUGAAAACUAAAAAAAAAAGUUUAUGUUUUAUAUAGGCUUGUAUAUUGUGAAUAAAUAUGACGUGAAUAUUUG